Messenger RNA from Microthlaspi erraticum, 387 nucleotides. The record is from the annotation of a GenBank genome assembly. NCBI's taxonomy places the organism in Eukaryota, Viridiplantae, Streptophyta, Magnoliopsida, Brassicales, Brassicaceae.
AUGGAGAACAAAAGAGUAGUGAUGUUGGUUACAAUGAUGAUAGUGAUGGCAAUGGGCAACCUUGUAAUUCAGACAGAAGCUCAAGCUUCUCAAUUUAGAGACUGUUACCCAAUUUGUCUUGUGAAUUGUGCCGCUGAGAAGAAGUUUCCAACUGCUCUUACGUGUCCAUUCACUUGUAUCAUGACAUGUCUUGCUCCUCCAGCGACAACUCCUUCUCCUCCUUCUCCAAUGACUUUGGCAAACGAAAUCGACCAUAUCGAUUAUUUCUGCAAACUUGGUUGUGCUACUCAUCAUUGUGUUUCUCUUUCUUCUUUCCGAAAUCGGAAUGUAGACAAAGUUGCCGACUGUGUGGAUUCAUGCUCGGACAAGUGCUCCAACAAAAACUAG